AUGUUUAUCACACGGAGAUUGUCCUACGUAAUAAAGGGUUCCAGGCAAUUAUUUACCCAAGCAGUUUCGAAGGCUGCCGUGGGUAAGAAGAUUGAAAAUGAAGAUCAGCUGAAUGAGUUGUUUCAGAUUGUUAGUUGGAAGACCUCGGAACUUACGGCUUAUGAUAAAACAGCCAAAGUAGGACGAAAGAUGGUAGAAGGGUUAUUAAAACUUUCUGGACUCAAAUCGACUAUUUCUAAUUCGGCUAAACUAUCACUUCAGCAUUCGUUGGCGGACCAGUUACAAUUUGUUAAUAAGCUUCACUCUAUUGAUAUACCGGAAGAAGAAGAACAACUUGGGACGUUCCGGCUCAUUGACGAUGUGUCAAAGGAAAAUGUCUUAAAUUUUGCACAACUUCAGAAAGAAGUGAACGACGUCAGACCGUCAUUAUUAAAAGGCGAAAUUGAAAAUACUUGGAAUCCUCUUUCUUUAGCCAAGGAACAUGACGAGGAAUACUUUGUGGUAAAAGAAGGAUUAAUAAAGAAAAACAAAGUUAGUAAAGUCUAG
This is a messenger RNA of Brettanomyces bruxellensis, 546 nucleotides long. RefSeq lists its product as uncharacterized. The record is from RefSeq and is a predicted model, not a curated record. The transcript has a single exon. NCBI's taxonomy places the organism in Eukaryota, Fungi, Ascomycota, Pichiomycetes, Pichiales, Pichiaceae. Bases 1 to 546 code for a protein of 181 amino acids.